This is a messenger RNA of Punctularia strigosozonata HHB-11173 SS5, 2260 nucleotides long. RefSeq lists its product as uncharacterized. NCBI's taxonomy places the organism in Eukaryota, Fungi, Basidiomycota, Agaricomycetes, Corticiales, Punctulariaceae. Bases 41 to 1882 code for a protein of 613 amino acids. The transcript is spliced from 2 exons. The record is from RefSeq and is a predicted model, not a curated record.
CAAGAAUGUCGUUUCCGGUUUGGAGCCUGGUGUAGCGGAGAUGCCGGCUCCGUCUGUGCGCCAAGCGAGCGUGCUCGCAAGGCUCGUCCGAGAAGAGAGCUGGGAGGAUGCAGAACAUAUCAGGAAGGAGAUGCUCGAGUCAGGGAUGCAUAUUGAGCUCGACGCUGUAUACGCGAAAGCCGCCAUUCACGCCCUCUGUGAUCCUGCAGUUCCCAACCACAGACGCGCGGAGGCGUUCGCAACAUGGUUCGCCCUCAUACCUUUGGCGAAGGACAGUGAACUCGGCAUUGUUGUAGCCAUCCGUCGCGUCCUAUUUUAUGACCCAUCGUUUUCGCAAGUCGAUCUGGACGUGGUCAUGCGAUUCGCUCUCAUCUCCGCCUCCAAAGGAUACGCCGGCGUAGCAGCACCUAGUGUCAUCCCCUUCGUGUUCCGCUUCGCCCAUCCUUCGGUCAGCUCUGGUUUUCUCUUCGAUUUCAUUCGCGAGGAAGAGGGGUAUGUCACACGAUACAUUCGGGGACGCGUCGAAAUACCCUCUCUUGUCGUGAAGUCAAAACACCGGAAACUCAAGAAUUGGUACUCCAUGGCCAUACGCGCUCACUCCCUUGCGGGGCGGCCUGUCGAUGCAAAAGCUCUCCUGGAUCGAGCGGAGGCACGGAAUAUCAAGCUAGCGCAAUUCGCCUCCAUGCUCCUCGCCAGCGACCCCAAAAGAGGCCUCCCGGACGGACCGCCGCUGCCGGAGCCAACAACACCCUACGCAUCUAUGCAUCCGAUGGGAGCUGCUAUCAUGCAGAUGCGCAUCGCCCUAACAUCUUCGAUACCUCCUCUUCCCUCAGCCAUCGCAGACUUUUUGCAUGAAUACAGCGAAUUAUCGGGCCGCCCUCGCCCCUUGCGCAAGUUACGCGACCUUGCCCACCGCACCUCCAUCUCCGCGUUCUCCAAUUGGGUGCUCGGCGAGAUGCUGUAUCAUAAGCGACGGGGCGAGCACCACCUCGUUCUCGUCACCUUCAAGAACAGCUGUGCUCCUACUGUUGGAGCGCCACCGGGGUACCAGCAGCUGCUGAACAAAGUGCUGGCGGACAUAUGCUCUAGGGAUGGCAUUGAUGAACUCAAGGUGACAGGCGCUGCGCUCUCGACCUGGAUUCGGCAUGUGACAGCGUUGUGGCCUACAUCGGGCCAUACGGCGCUGGUUUGGCAGUCAUGCGUCGCCCUAAUACCUCGCGGAGAUCUUGAUCGCGUAUACCAGCUAUAUAAGGAGCUUUUAGAGGCCAUCGGAGCUGCGCGUGCCGGCGAAGCGGUUGCCCCCUCCCUGGAGUCGGAACCGCUACCUACGCCGAUGCAUAUUCCUCCCUCCCAUACCUUCGACGCAGCAUUCUUCCUGCCUUUCAUCGUUCGAUUUAGCCUUAUGCGACCUCACGUAGCUGCUCGUAUCAUCACAAACAUGAUCCAGAUGGAGAUCGAAGUCACCUCGCAAUGUUGGACGGCCCUCGCGACCGGUUACGCAAGGAGGGGCGAAUCGUCGCACGCACUCAAAUUGUUGGCGUGGCUGGAGGACAACGCCACGCGCCAGCAUGCUACCUCUUCAAACGGAGAUGGCAAAAACACAUCUGCAGGAGAGGAUACUCCUCCAGUCGCAACGCUUGUCACAUACACCGGGAUUCUGCAAGCACUCGCUUCUGCUGCUUACCGAGCGACAGAUAAGGCGUCCCUGCUAGCAGCGGCGAUCAAUGUCCGAGAUCGUCUUUUACAAGGCUUCGGCUAUGUGCCCGGCACCAAUCGUAAAACAGACGCAGCCUUAAAGGCGUUGAGGACGCUACAGUAUACACCGCUCAAUGAGCGUCGGCGCACGGGUUCUCUGAGAUUCCGACCCCAUGACCAUCGGUAGCGACGGCCUCGAUGCAUGGAAACGAAGUAUUCCUUCUAGCACUACCACGGUGUCGCAUCUCGCUCUCGGUGUCAAAGCUCCAUCAACCAUACGAGGCCAUAAAUUGACCGACUGGGACGAAAUCCCAAAUGCGAGAGGAUUCGCUGCCUCCCGAAUGUGAAGGCCGAUUUCGUGCAUAUCAUGCCAACCAUCAACACAGGCUAUGCACUACGGUAUGUCGAGCUACAACACGGAGUAGUCACGCCUGACGGGGCGGUAUACAUGCCACCAGGGCGGGUACAUACAAGGCAAACAUGACUUGCAUGUUGAUACAACCACAAGUAGUUACUCGGCUACGUACACGCUGUAGAGGAGCACGAGUGAAAGGAAUCAGCUACG